Messenger RNA from Carica papaya (papaya), 3135 nucleotides. RefSeq lists its product as uncharacterized. The record is from RefSeq and is a predicted model, not a curated record. NCBI's taxonomy places the organism in Eukaryota, Viridiplantae, Streptophyta, Magnoliopsida, Brassicales, Caricaceae.
UCUCUCCCUCCCUCUCUCUCUCUCUCUCUCUCUCUCUCUCUCUCAAAAUCUUCCACGAUUCCAAACAUUCAAUUACUCACUUACUAUUUCUUUUUAAUUUCCCAUUCUCAAAAUCAAAUUCGAAUUGACUCACCCGUUUGCGUUCUUCUUCUUUUUCAAUUUCUUGGUUUGUUUCUGCCGAUCGCAAAAUUGAUUUUAAUCCAAAUUAAUGGCUGCCGCGCUCCCAAACAAGGCUGGUUCGCAGAUACCAAGCAGACAAAAUCAUAGUGCAAGAAACUCGGAGAUCGGAAACCCCAUCAGGAGGAGUUUCAGUGGAAACCCGUUUGCUAAGCCUUCGGUUGUCCCUACUGCUAGAGGGUUUAACAGUAUUAACACACCUGCUAAUAGUCCUUCAGAAUUUCAUCGGAGACACUCAAUGGGCAGAGAAAGUUCGUCUUCUUUUUGCGAUCUCGAAGACAAGGAGAACGGGAAGGACGCAAAUCUAAAAGCGGCAAGAGUUCGAUCACCAGCUGCUCCCAAGGGUAGUAAGAACUUCAUGUCGCCUACAAUCUCUGCUGCAUCAAAGAUGAAUGCAUCACCGAGAAAGAAAAUUUUAUCCGAGAGAAACGAUGCACCAGUUCGACAUUCCGUUUCCUUCUCUGAUGUUACCACCAUAAUCAUGGAGGAUAACAAGAUUCAGAAGAAGCUGGUGGAGAUGGAUUCGCAUGAGCAGACGAUCAUGGAUAUGGACUUCAAAGAGACCAUGAAGAACGACGAAGCCGUUUCCCAGAAAGAUCAACAUGACUCAGCAGCAGAAACCAUGAAGAUCAACGAAGCUGCUGUCAUGGAGGAUGAACUUCUGGUUUUUCAAACCUCUCAACAAGAAGAUUCAGUAGCAGAAUCUGAUGAUGCUGAUCCAAGCUUUAAGAUCAGUCCUGGUCCUUCAGCUUCUUAUUCAAGUUCUAUGGUGGCACCCCUUGAUGCAGAUCCAAAGAUGCCUCCCUACGAUCCUAAAACAAAUUACCUUUCACCAAGGCCUCAGUUCCUCAAUUACAGGCCAAACCCAAGAAUCAUGCUUUAUCUUGACAGCAAAAGAGAAGGGAGUCGGCUUGAGGAGAAUUUUGCAUUUGAAAGCUCUUCUGAUACUGAAGUUACUGGAGAGGAGGAAACUCAGUCUGAGGAUUCACUAAAGCAAUCAGAGGAUGUUUCUUCUGAAACAUCUGAACCAGACUCCAUGAGCAAUGCUGACAUGCUUCUUCAGGGUGUUGAAGCAAAAGCUGUGUUGUCUAAACCCCGGUUAUUUACAAGAUCAAAGUUCAUUGCUUUGGUUUUGAUCAUGGUGGUUGGUUGGUUCUCCCUCUCAGUUACUGAUUCUCCAGUAGUUCAGCCAUUGCUAAGAGAUUUAACCCUCUAUGAGUUCUAUGUUCCACCAGAAGCCACGAACUUUGCAAAAGCCAGUUUCUAUGAGCUAUCUCAGAAGUUUAGGCUGUGGUCAGCUAAUUGUCUCUCUCAUAUUUAUAAACUGGUUUCCAGGUUAGGUGGAGUACAUGAACUGGCUCCUUUACAGUAUGCCAAUUUAACAGGUUUCCUGAAGGAUUGUUCCAUUGAUGGAUUUCCUCACCGAAAAUUUGAUCUCGGCCUUCUGAAGCCUUUGAGGGAGAGAAAGGUCGACAAUGAAGUAGUGGACGAUAAGAGUCGUCCUUUAAUUGAAGCUGACGAGACAAUAGACGAAGUUGAUGAGGGAAUGAAUCAUGACCUAGGAUUUGAAGCAGAAGGCAACAGUGAAGUUGUUUGUGAAGAACAUCAUGACUCUUCAAAGCAUGAAGAAAAUCAGCAAGAUAUUGGGGCUGAGGUGAUUGAAAAUGGUGAUAGCUCUGAGGUUGACAAGAGACUGGUGGAAAGAGAAGCAAAACAAUCUGAGAUGAUGUUUGAAUUUGAUAGUUCAGAGGAUGAGAAGAAAUUGGAGAGAGUUGAGUGGGCUUGCGUUGUUGCUGAAGUUGAUGUAGAUGCUAAACAAUCUGAUGCUCACACAAACAAUGAGCAACUAAGUAUCAUGGUUGAAACUGAAGUAAUCAAGCCUGAUAGUUCAGAGGGAGAGAAGAAUUUUAAUAGUAAUGCCGAACCAGAAAGUGAUUUUGAAGCUAGAGAAUUUACUGCUCUCGCAGAUAGUGAGCAGGUACGUGUCAUGGAACUCAGCGAGCAACCACUUCAACUGGAACCAUCAGAAGCUGGCAAACCUGAAAUUGAAAAUAAAAUGAAUUUUAUUACAGAAGCUGAGUCCACAGGAGUUAAUAACGAUCCAGAAAUCUUUGUUUUUGAUGUGGCUGAUGAGAAUUCACAAGGUGCAGAAACAAUGGAUUCUGCAACAAAACGGUCAGAGAAUGAAUUGAAAUCAAUGCAUUAUGUGUUGCCCAUUUCCUUGCUUGUGCUGAGUCUAAUUGCAGCCAUAGCUUUCAUGUCUGGAAAGAAAAGUAAAGCAUCAAUACCAAGCGCUGCAGUGACUACGAAAGUUGAUUGCAACACAACAUCAAUGACCGCUGAGCAAUUGAUCCAGGAAAGAUUCUCUUCGUUGAAUUGGCCAACUGAGGUUGACAUGCUUGGAGAGUCAUGUCCCUCAGGUAUGAGCAGUUAUCAGAGCUCAUUUUGCAGCCAGAAAGAGUCCAGUGAGGCAGAGAGCCAAGAAAGGCAGUCCAGCAGGAGGAACCAUAAAAGAGAAUCUCUUGCUUCAUCAGACUUCUCUACUGGUUCACCUUCUUAUGGAAGUUUCACUACUUAUGAGAAGAUAGCCAUCAAAUCUGGACAGGGAGAGGCUACUACCCCGGUUAGGCGUUCGAGCAGACUCAGCAGAAAACAAGUCACAUCCUCGAGAUAGAUGUUCGAGCAGACCCGGUUUUAUACACAUGUUUUCCGUUGCACAGAUGUGCAAUUUCCAGUGUAAAUAAACCAUGUAGUUUCUGCUGACAUAACCCAGCUGGAUUUAGUGAACAUUUCUACAAAUUUAAUUCUAUUGUUAACUUGAACUCAUUGGAGGAUUUUUUUGCAUGUUUCUUUCUGUUUAGCUUGACUGGUAGUGAUUGUAAUAUGAAUCUGUAAGUUCCGGAAUUGGAGCACUUCUACAAAUUUAAUUCUAUUGUUAACUGGAACUUGUUGGAGCAA